AUGCAGUCGUUCCUGGGUAGUCUCAAUAAUUACAGCCGAUGUAUUGAAGACUACGCUAUUUACGCCUCGGUGCUAUAUGAACUACGCGAGGUGGAGUUUGCAGAACUGGUGAAACGAUCGGAUCUGAGGAAGAUCAUGGGCCAGAACGACCCGAUCGCACGGGAUAAUGCCACACCAGAGCAUCAGUUGGCGAGAUCAUUAGAUGAGAGGACGCAUAAGGCCUUCAUCACCCUGAAAACCAAGAUCGCGACUACCCCAAUUAUCCGCCACUUCGACGAGACAAGAACGCCGGUAGUUAUCGUAUAUGCCAGUGAUUGGGCGAUAUCCGCCUCGUUGACGCAAGAACACGACGAGAUCUACCAUCCGGUGGCGUUCGCCAGUCGCACCUUGAAGACGAGCGAGUUGAAUUACAAUGUGACCGAAUUGGAGGUGUUGACAUUGCUGAGGAUCCUGGAUCUCUACUAUAAUUUACUAGUGGGACGCGAGAUCCGGGUCCUAACAAGGCAUUCCACAUUAGCCUGGCUGUUCAAGUCGACAGGAUUACAGGGUCGCCUAGGGCAAUGGUCAGCUCUUCUAACCCCCUGGACUCUCGAGAUCACGAAGUGUAUGAAAGGCGAGGACGAGAUACUGGGGGCGAUCGCUGCCAGCAUCACGCCGAGGGCGAAGAUGGGCGACGCUCUGACCGAUAUCGCUCCUCGAAAGGAAUCUAAACGCCGGACCCAGGCGCCGAUACCCACCCUAGACCGAGAAGAGGAAUUAUGGAUGGUCAGUUUUGAUGGAUCGGCUCGAGUAAAGCGUGGUGGGGGCGCGUUCAGCGCGAUCGUGUGGAGUCUGCCCGGAUGGGAGGUGGUCAAAGCUAGAUCGGGCUAUUUCGAGAGCCUCACCGUGAACAAAGCAGAAUAUAACGGCCUGAUCCUGGGGAAGAAAUUAAUGCAAUCAGAAAAAAGUCCUGAAUCCGACAGAAUGUCCUACACAUGCAGGACACUGUGGACGACUCAUUACCAAUUCGGGCUCGUUUCAGGAGAAAUUAACGCAAACAGCAUGUAG
Phytophthora megakarya is the source of this 1047-nucleotide messenger RNA. The record is from the annotation of a GenBank genome assembly. Lineage: Eukaryota; Oomycota; Peronosporomycetes; Peronosporales; Peronosporaceae.